Messenger RNA from Ipomoea nil (Japanese morning glory), 600 nucleotides. RefSeq lists its product as uncharacterized. The record is from RefSeq and is a predicted model, not a curated record. Bases 1 to 600 code for a protein of 199 amino acids. The transcript has a single exon. NCBI's taxonomy places the organism in Eukaryota, Viridiplantae, Streptophyta, Magnoliopsida, Solanales, Convolvulaceae.
AUGAGGGGAGAGUUUGAGAGGGUUAAUGGAAGGUUUGAUGGGUUGACAGAAAGAAUUGAGAUAAUAGAGGGAGAAGUGAAUAGAAAUCAAAAUGGUGUACGAGCUCAAAAUAGAAGACAAAAUGGGAGGGAAGAUGAUAGUGAGGGAGGUAGUGAUGGGGAUAAUGAGGAAGAAGUUGUGAGGAAUCCGGAGAGAGGGAGACAUAGAGGAGGAGGAAAUAGAGCUAUAGAGGGUAGUGAUGAUGACAUGGAAAAAAUUAAGAUGUCUAUUCCUAAAUUUCAAGGAAAAAAUGAUCCUGAAGCUUACUUAGAGUGGGUGAAUAAGGUGGAGAGAGUGUUUGAGUGUCAUAGAUAUUCUGAACGAAAGAGAUUGAAAUUAGCCGUUCUUGAGUUUUCUGAUUAUGCUACCAUUUGGUGGGGAAAAGUUGUGGCUGACAGAAUGGGGAAUGGAGAAGAUCCUAUUGCAUCUUGGCAGCAACUUAAGGCUAUGAUGAGAAGGCAGUUUGUGCCUUCAUGGUAUCAACGAGAGCUGUACCAACAACUUGAGGGGUUGGUACAAGGAUCACGCAGUGUACCCGAGUACGUUCAAGAAAUGGAUUAG